Impatiens glandulifera is the source of this 1561-nucleotide messenger RNA. Its product is annotated as chitinase domain-containing protein 1. Bases 65 to 1402 code for a protein of 445 amino acids. The record is from RefSeq and is a predicted model, not a curated record. The transcript is spliced from 8 exons. Gene Ontology annotation, biological process: carbohydrate metabolic process. Lineage: Eukaryota; Viridiplantae; Streptophyta; Magnoliopsida; Ericales; Balsaminaceae. Gene Ontology annotation, cellular component: extracellular region. Gene Ontology annotation, molecular function: oligosaccharide binding; chitin binding.
UUUGAUCGCUGAAAAAGGUCAAAAUCUGCGUUUAGUUGCGUCAGCGUUCAGCUUGAUUUUUGAGAUGGCGAAGAAGAGAGAACGGCGAAUAUCCACCGAUUCCGAUCGCCGUAGAAUCCGCAAUGGUUCCGAUCCUCCUACUGGUACCGACCGGAUUGACAACUCGGCCGAAUCAAAUGCGACUCAUGAGCGCAAACUAAUCUUCAUUUUCGUCCUCUUCUUUAUCGUCAUUCCCGCCAUUUCUGUGAUUGUUUACAGUAUCUGGUUCGAUCAGCGUUCAGGAAAGGCAGAAAGUCCUUUACCUUUCCUAUACCAGGGAGGACUCGUGAAGACCGAUAUCAGUUACGAGGAAGUUCUAAAUGGAAAUUCGAAGGUCUUGGAGGAUGUUACCCGUCGCGGGUUUAACUAUCCGGUUCUAGCCUAUGUUACUCCUUGGAAUGCGGAAGGAUAUGAAGUUGCUAAGAGGUUCAACUCUAAGUUUACACAUCUGUCACCUGUUUGGUAUGACCUGAAGAGAGAUACAAAACUAGUUCUAGAAGGGAGGCAUAAUGUUGAUAAAGAUUGGAUUUCUCAGGUUAGAGAAAGAGGAAAUGUAAAGGUGCUACCAAGAGUUGUAUUGGAGGCUCCACCCGGCCAGGUGCUUAAAAAGAAAAAGCAAAGGAACAAUGUGAUUGACCUCAUAGUAACAGAAUGCAAAGAAAUGGACUAUGACGGCAUUGUACUUGAAUCUUGGUCAAUAUGGGCAGCUUAUGGUGUCUUGCAUGAUCCGGAACUACGGAAUUUGGCUAUUCAAUUUGUUGAGCAACUUGGACAAGCUUUGCAUUCAGUAGAGAGGGGGGAUAAUAAGCAGCAUAUGGAAUUAAUUUACGUUAUAAGGCCACCAUAUUCAGAGAAAUUGGAGAAGCAUGAUUUUGGACCUGAAGACAUCAAAAGAUUAAGUAAUGCUGUUGAUGGCUUUUCACUUAUGACAUAUGACUUCUCAAGUCCCCAGAAUCCAGGGCCAAAUGCUCCUCUAAAUUGGAUACACUCUACCAUGCAGCUGCUCCUUGAAGGAACGAAAGGUGGAUCUCAGAGUGUCGCACAUAAAAUUUUUGUGGGCAUAAAUUUUUAUGGAAAUGAUUUCGAGCUUCCAGAAGGAGUAGGAGGUACGGGUGGGGGUGGUCCCAUCAUAGGAAGCAGUUAUCUAUCGGUGCUAGAGAAGCACAAACCUCCAUUUAGGUGGGAGGAAAACAGCAAAGAACACUAUUUCAUGUAUUUGGAUAAUUCAAAAAAAACACAUGCCGUGUUCUAUCCAUCACCCAUGUCGAUAGCAUUGCGGGUAGAAGAAGCCCGGUCAUGGGGUGCUGGCAUCUCAAUAUGGGAAAUUGGACAAGGGUUGGAUUACUUCAUGGACCUGUUUUAAAAUUAUUGUCAAGAAUUGAAGUAGGUGGUGGUGGUAGAUUGACUGACUGAGUUUUUAUUAACAAGUUGCUCAAUUAUUGAAAUAUGCAUGUUGUUGCACUUUUAAAUGUAAUCUAACACACACUUUGUGAUCCCUUAUUGUCAAGAUAGAUGGAUUAUU